This is a messenger RNA of Sabethes cyaneus, 2916 nucleotides long. RefSeq lists its product as uncharacterized. The coding region runs from base 341 to 1417 and encodes 358 amino acids. Gene Ontology annotation, biological process: cellular response to hydrogen peroxide. The record is from RefSeq and is a predicted model, not a curated record. The transcript has 3 exons. Lineage: Eukaryota; Metazoa; Arthropoda; Insecta; Diptera; Culicidae.
AAAAUGUUGUGCUGUUAAUAACUUAAUAUUGAUCAUGGUAAAUAUGGUAGAUUUUAUUGGUGUGCGCCUGGCUUAAGUUUGCAGCAAAAAUUAAUAAUUAUUAGUGCGAUAAACUUCAACAUUGUGACAACUGAAAACUGUUGGAAGCAGCAGAAUCAUCAAAGCGAGAGAUCGAAAAAAUUGAUGAAUUAAUUCUUUACCACCGAUGAGAUGUGAAGGGACAAUUGAAAAUUAUUUAGUUCUUUCCAUUUGUUAGAUCCCAGCUAUACGAGCUAGAUAAGCAACCAGCAGCGUAGUGGACUUUCAAAAACAAGUUAAUAGCAAAAGAAACGUCAAAAGCAUGGCAACGAGUUUUGAGGAUCCAAGUUUCGAUGAAACAAUAAAAAAGUUACAGAUACUAACUUCAUUCUCGUCAGAGUCAGUGACAGUGUCGACCACCGCUACUACCGGGGCAAAUCCGUUUAAAAUAUGUUCUUCUGCACUGGAAAAUAUUCGAAAGAACGAAGCAACUGUUAAAGAAAUUUUUGGCACCCACUGUGAAUGCGGUGCAGAAAGAAUGCUUGCUAUGUCGGUUCCAUCUAUGAAUAAUCUCGGUAAAGUAAACGGGGUGGGCAGUAAGCAAAACAGUAGCAUGAAUCUGCAGCACGGUAUUCUCAACCCGACUCCCUUCAAGCAUAAAGCCAGAGGUGAAAAGAAAAUUAUUGUUCGGGAAUCACUGUUGAAAAACAUUGGAAAAUGCGUUCACCGAAAUAUGGUACAACCAACAAAGGACAUGAUUAACCAACAGCAGCAUAUAACAACGAAUGGUUUUCAAGCCACGCCAAAUUUGUUAAAACCAUCACUAUCAGAGAACAAUCUCACAAAAUGCUUCAAUAACAGUUCCAGUGACGAUAUCCUAGAUUUCAGGUUACUAGUAACUCAAUGCAGUGAACUAACGCUGUCCUCUUCGUCGGCCAGCAAGACGUUGGAAAGUCCGAAUUUUUCGCAGAGCAGUUUCAAAGCUCUACGGCAACCACCAGAUUUUUCCACUUUUCAGCACAAUAGAACCGCAGUGGCCCGUCGAAGUAAUCGAGUACGACAACUGAAACGAUCGAACAGUACCUCGUCGCUAGAGUCGGAUAGCAGCAGCACCAGUAGCAUGGCACCAUUUGGUCCUUUGGGAGCGGGUCAUCCCGGAACGGUCGUCCAAACGCUAACCGGAGCUCAAUUACAGCAGCAACAGCCAAACCCGACCAGCCAGCAACAAUCUCCGCAGUCUUCUUCUCCUUCGUCUUCGUCCGCUUCAUGUUCAACGCAAGCUCGUCUCAACAGUGCUAUGCCAUGUGAUAUCACCAUCGAUGAAAUGGCCAGCUACUUCGAAACGCUGGUACAUAUUCCGAAGAAAAUGUCAAGCAUGGCAGAGAUGAUGUAUAUUUAAAAUUCAGUCUACAACAAACUUUAAGGGUGAGGCUAUUAGAGCAAUAUGCAGUUUGUUUUGUUGUUUUAUUCACGUUGAAAAAAAUUCUCGUUGCUAUUUUUGGAAUAAUAUCGACACGUGCAGCAUUCCAACAUAAUUCGUCGAACUUUUUUAUAUGCGAAACUGUAUAAAUAGGCGGCGUGUUCUAAUAUUUCUGUGUAAUGUUGAAAAUUUAUAAUAUUUUUAACAGGCAAAUUUUUAUUCUAAACCUCAAUUAGUAUAUUUUUUAUCGGAGCAUAAAAUCAUUUAUCAAACGAUAUGCUAGAAAUAUAAAAUAUGACCUCACUAUAAGAUUGAAAAUUCGAACCCAAUCACAAGAGUAUCAUUUUUGCGGAAUUUCGGCAAUUGAUUGAAAUUUAAUGUAGCGCAACUACGAAAGCUUUUUCCAGUUCUCCUAUAGCACCGUACACAAUUGUGUAGUACUAUUUCUGUAUUUAUUUCAAUCAUAAUAAGAUUGUUUUGUAUGUAAUCUUGAAUGGGAACCAAAAGGGCGAUAUACAUAUUCAAUUCAUAUUGAUUGGUUUAAGCACUUAUUUAAUAAAUCAUUUUGAAUAAAAUAAUCGCGGGUUACCCAAUAGACUUCCGUCUAUUAUAUCAUACAUUGUUUUAGAAACCAUGAAAUAAAUACAUGGUCUUUGCUACAUCGAUGUACAAUUCUUGGAGUUGUGAAUUUACGAAAAAGGGCAUAUUUUCCAUAUUCGUUAGGAGAUUUCUGUCUCUUAAGUGAUGCUAAUAGAUACGGCACGAUUUAUAAAAUAAAAUUGAAUAUUUGUGCCGGUAUUAAGUAUUGAUGUUCGUACUACAUACAUGUAUUCUAUUAAACCAGCUAGAUGUUGACAGAUUCGUGACUAAUAUUCUCAUUAAGUUAUACUAUCAAUUCUCAUUGCGUAGGAUAGUAAACCGUGCUUGAAAUUUUUGUGUUCAAACUUUUGGUUUGUUCUUUUGUAUGGUUAUAUUAGUCAGAAGAAACCAUUUUAUGUUUUUAAUUCGUAUUUUAUUUUCCUUUAUAGGCUAAGAGCUCAUUUCCCUUCUAAAGAACGAGUGUAUUUGUGGAAAAAUUUGACCUAAUAACCUUAGGUUAUUUGGUAGAAAAUAUAACGAAUCAGAUUGAAAAAAAAUAGUAAGGAUCAAGAGAAAAUCUCAAUGAAUUAGCAUAAUAACAUGUAUAGAGUAAUUCCAAAACACAAAAAUAUCGAAAAUUAAAAACGAUCGAUAAAUAGUAAAAAAAACUAGAAAAAAAUAAUACUAAUUUUUACGGUUUGUAAAUUGGGCAAGGAAUGGCAGGAAUAGUGUUGUAAUGAAUCGAUUUGCAAUUAUUGAUUCGAUAGCACUGCGCUAUGUAGUCGAAAUUACAACCAAUAAAUGUUUCAUUAUAUUGCAGAAGGUGAGAUGAGCAUGAAAACAAUAUGCAGGCGAAAUACAUCAUAACCGACGCGUGUUGAAUUGAAAUAUUUUACAAU